Messenger RNA from Cataglyphis hispanica, 1972 nucleotides. RefSeq names its product probable phenylalanine--tRNA ligase, mitochondrial (gene PheRS-m). The record is from RefSeq and is a predicted model, not a curated record. Gene Ontology annotation, biological process: phenylalanyl-tRNA aminoacylation. The transcript is spliced from 5 exons. Gene Ontology annotation, cellular component: cytoplasm; mitochondrion. The coding region runs from base 637 to 1944 and encodes 435 amino acids. Gene Ontology annotation, molecular function: ATP binding; tRNA binding; phenylalanine-tRNA ligase activity. Lineage: Eukaryota; Metazoa; Arthropoda; Insecta; Hymenoptera; Formicidae.
AUUAUUUAUAAAACACAAUAUCUAUACUUUGAACUAAUUUAAAUAGAACUCCAGCAAACCAUGCAAUCUGACACAAAUUUGCUGCGGCUAUAAGCUGUAAGUGUAAAGCGAGGAGCACACACUUUUGCAUAAGCGCAUAAGCAUAAACAUAAAGAAAUUGAUUGGUUCACAAAUGUAUGCAUAAGAAAAUGAACCAAUAAAUUUCCUUAUACUUAUGGUUAUGCGCUUAUGCAAAAGUGUGUGUUCCCCGCUUAAGGUGUAAGCUGGACGUGGUUAUGUUAUAUCGAGGCAUCGAUGUGCAGUUUGAUAAUUCUGAUGUAUUUAUAAUAUCUAGGAUAAGUUGUUCUAUCUGUUUUAAUUGUGUUUUAUAUAAUAUCGAAUAUCCGGCACUUUUUUAUAUAACCUCUGCAUAUUUUAUUUAUAUAUAAUAGUGAUUUGAAUCUUUAGUUAAAUUUUGAAUUAACUUUUUGUUGAUAUGAUGUGAAUAUAUAGUAGUGUAUGAAAAUUAGUGAAAAUCUAUCCUUUGCAGUACAGAAUGUACAUAAUUUUAUAUUGAAACAACAAUAUCAAGAUAUUAAUGUGAAUUGAUACAUGUAACACAUAUUUUCUUAUGAAAAUAAAUUAAUCAAUUCAAUAAUGUGGUGUUAUUUUUGCAAGAAAAUACUUGUAAACAAUGUUAAUACAAUCUGUAGAAGAACAUCUACUGUUGCAAGUGUUGACAAAAACGCCAAUGAACUUGUACUUUUGGGUCGAAAAUAUGUGACAGAUGAUUGGACAAAUGUCACACCGAGCAUUAUAGCUAAAUUAGAAAGAAACUUGCAUGUUAAACAAUAUCAUCCACUGUCACUCUUACGUCAGCGCAUUGUAAACUAUUUUUAUGGACAGUUUCGCGGUAAGAGCGGAACACCGUCCUUUAGUAUAUAUGACAAUAUAUGUCCUAUAGUGACAGUUGCUCAAAAUUUUGACUCUCUUCUCGUACCGAAAGAUCAUCCAAGUAGGAAGAAAACUGAUUGUUAUUUCAUAAAUCAAGACACAUUGCUGAGAGCGCACAUGACUGCGCAUCAAGCGGAAUUAAUUUCGAUGGGAUUGAAUAAUUUUCUUGUCAUUGGAGACGUAUACAGACGUGAUGAAAUUGAUAGUACGCAUUAUCCAGUUUUUCACCAGAUUGAUGCAGUCAGAUUGCGUACAUCGGAAGAAAUAUUUUGCAACAUGAACAAUUCUGAAAGUGUCAAACUAUUUGAGCAUAGAGGAAUAGAAAAUGCUGAGAAGCAGGGUUGUCAUACCUUAGAAGUGGUGAAAAUAAUGGAGCAGGAAUUAAAAAAUACCUUAGUUAGCUUAGCACAAAUUAUAUUUGGCAAAGAGGUGCGAUGCCGAUGGGUUGAUCAAUACUUUCCAUUCACCCAUCCAUCAUGGGAAUUGGAAGUAUUCUAUAAUGACAAAUGGCUCGAAAUAUUAGGCUGUGGCAUUAUGCGCCAAGAGAUUCUCCAAAAAUCCGGUGCUGUAGAUCGAAUCGGAUGGGCAUUUGGUCUUGGUUUGGAACGUUUGGCCAUGUGCUUGUAUAAUAUUCCUGAUAUAAGAUUAUUUUGGAGUAAUGAUGCAGGUUUCUUGAAUCAGUUUAAAGUAGACAAUCCAAAUGCACAUAUACAAUACAAGCCUAUCAGCAUAUAUCCUCCUUGUACAAACGAUAUAAGCUUCUGGUUACCACAAGAUAGAAGUUACUCUUCCCAAGAUUUCUAUGACAUAGUUAGAGAAAUAGGUGGUGAUGUCAUUGAACAAAUUUUACUGAAAGAUGAAUUCACCCAUCCAAAGACUAAAAAGACUUCACAUUGUUACACUAUAGUAUACAGACACAUGGAACGUACUUUAACUCAUAAGCAAGUCAAUAAGAUUCAUGAGCAAAUAGCAAAAACAGUAAAUGAUAAACUUAAUGUAAUUGUUAGAUAAAGUUAAGAAUAAAUUUUUCCUAACAGAA